CUCAAACACUGUUGAUAGGAUGGAAAUACGGAAGAACUCGAAGUUCAAAGCGGGCAACAAAUUGGUGAUCACUUCAGUUGCCUUCCAAGACCACUUAACGCGGACCCUGCUGCAUCCAGACUUCUCACUGUCUGACCCUUUCCUGAGGCGCAUCAGGAAACCCUCCAAAGAUCCAAAAGCGAGGGAGAGAGUGGACGGGAAGCGUCUACAGGGACGAGAUGGGCACGAAGACAGAGAAUAUGUGCUUGAUCCUGCUCCACCUCCUUUAACGUUAGCUCAGAAGUUGGGUUUGGUGACCUCCCCCGGAGAGAGACUGACAGAAGACGAGUGGACUCAGGUCAAGGCGAGGUCUGUUCAGCAGGAGGAAUCAGCUCAGCCUUGUGCAAUAUGCAGGGAGGAGUUUCGCCUCCAGCCUCAGGUGCUGCUGUCCUGCUCUCACGUUUUCCACAGAGCAUGUCUUCAGGCCUUUGAGAGGUUUUCUGGGAGGAAGUGCUGCCCAGUGUGCAGAAGAGAGCAGUAUGAAACGCGUGUGAUCCAUGACGCAGCGCGACUUUUCAGACAUCAGUGUGCCACCAGGAUUCAAGCACACUGGCGAGGCUAUGUUGCUCGAAAAUGGUACAGACACGUCAAGAAAACCAGCUGUCCAAAAGACAAAAAGCAGAGGCGCAAGUAUUUUGAAGCCAGGUUGCAGGAGUUGAAUGACAGCUUUGUCCGAUACUGUCACACCGACACGGAGGCUUUUCUGAGUGAUAUCGACCGCUCGCUGUCAUCAAGCAGACGAGUGUUCCAGCAGCUGGAGAGAAAGAGCGUCUCUGAACCUCAGGAGAAUGACUGGUACCAAAUAAAGAGCCAGGUUAUUAAGAGAGGUGUCUGGGACUGUCCCAUCUGCCUGACUGCACUGAGUGACCCCAUGUUCCCACCACAGUCUAACAGCUCCAGCCUCCAGCAGCACAGAAGCACCGUCCUCCUGUCCUGUUCCCACCUUUUCCACCAGCUCUGUUUGGAAGCCUUUGAGACCUUCACCGCCUUCACUCCGCAUACCAGACCUUCAUGUCCGCUGUGCAGAUCUGCCUACCACAAAAAACUCAUCUAACCAGGUAGUUUAUUCCAUUUAGUCGUAUUUCUUUAAUUUUAAAAGUGGUAAAAUCACAGGAAUAAACAGCAUUAAAGCUAACAGGAGACUGCAACUAGCUAUCUGCAAGAUAUGAAGUUUAAACAUUAUUGCCAAACUGUCUCUAGCAACAAUAAGUUGCACGUGACAGUUGUUUGACAAGAUGUAAAUAUAGCAUGCAUCUCCACAUUAAAACACAAGC
Messenger RNA from Mugil cephalus (flathead mullet), 1313 nucleotides. It is a transcript of the gene rnf32, whose product is annotated as ring finger protein 32. Gene Ontology annotation, molecular function: metal ion binding; protein binding. Bases 20 to 1093 code for a protein of 357 amino acids. Lineage: Eukaryota; Metazoa; Chordata; Actinopteri; Mugiliformes; Mugilidae. The transcript is spliced from 7 exons. The record is from RefSeq and is a predicted model, not a curated record.